Anneissia japonica is the source of this 4608-nucleotide messenger RNA. RefSeq lists its product as uncharacterized. The record is from RefSeq and is a predicted model, not a curated record. NCBI's taxonomy places the organism in Eukaryota, Metazoa, Echinodermata, Crinoidea, Comatulida, Comatulidae. The coding region runs from base 181 to 2514 and encodes 777 amino acids. The transcript is spliced from 2 exons.
AUAGGCCUAAGGCCUACGUAAAAUUACCUAAGUUAUUUUAAGCACAACUCGUGAUACUUACCUUUAUAGUCUAAUCUAACAGGUAUGGACAAUUAUUUUACAUACUGCAAUACUCAGUGUGCAUGAGUUAUCGAUACAACGUUUAAGCUUGAAAUUAGGCAUAUAGAAAUAGUGUUUACAAUGGAGUCACACUGCUGGUCACUCACUAUUGUACUUAUGAUGUUCUGUACCAACAGCAUUUGUGCACCUUUCAGCAACAUGGCUGAUGAAAUCCAUACAGAGCAGUUAUGUUUUCCGAUUUCCACCAACAUAACUUGCAAUCGAAAUCUAGUAAUACACACAACUGACGGGAGACUUAUAUCCAGCGAUCAAUUAGUUAACAAUGCAAGGCAGUCUCAUAUCUCUGUAGUCAAAUUUAACACAAGAUUAAUACUGGAGAAAAUGCUGACUAGUCGUUCUCCUGGUGAGGUUGAUCUAUCUACAUUCGUAUGGGUCAACGAUAGAGUAGGGGCAAAAAUCGUGUCGUAUCCAGUCAAUUAUGAAUACUUGUCAUUGGGAACAUUAAUAUUCGAGGAAACAAAUGUAGAUAUCACGUUUACAAAUGCAACCAUUCGCGAUUGUUUCAAUGAUUACAAGGAAGUUAUGUUGGCAAUGCAAACGCUAAUAAGAAAUGUAAGUGAACACGAUCGAAUUUGUUUCCGACAUUUAAAUCUUACAUUAUUCAAUAACCACCUUCUUAACCUAGCUUACAGCUAUUUUUACUACGCUAUGCAAGGAAGUCACUAUUCAUGCUUUACAUUGUUAGAUAGGCCUAAGAUUUGCAAAGUAAAGAUCAAUAACUUCAUUUGGAAUGAGGUUAUUACUGCAAUAAGUUUGUUUGUGAUGCUAUUUAGCCCCUUGCUAAUUGGUGUGUUUUUGAUGAACCCCCAUCGUAAACCCUCCGAUAUUAUUACUAGUAGGCCUGCUUACGUUAGCAAUGAAGCCAUUUUGAGGCAGGAAGUAGAGGAACAUGUACCAAGAUUGGCUUUAAAUUCACCACUACCGCUUGGCACAAGAUACACACUCUUUCAUUGGGGAAACGCAAAUAGAAUCAUUCGAAGUAUUCGAAUUUUUAUUUUUCUUACACUGGUUAUAAGUGCAUUAAUACUACUUGAAAUAUUUGGCGAUGACAAAUCAACAAAAAAUUAUUUGAAUGUGUAUUACCAUGAAAACGUAAGCCUACACUAUGUUAUCACUUAUCGUCUUAUGCUACGCGUAUUGCAAAUUUUAUCGCUCUUCAUUGUGGUUUUUUUCCCACAAUCGCUGUCUGUUUUUAACGACGAAUCUGACUGUGGUUUAGACUUCGAAAACAACCAAUACACGUGUAUGUAUCGCCAAGCACUUAAUCGAUUGACUCUUGUUACUAGUUGUCGAUUGUGGAAUGAGAGGCAAUUUAGUAGCACGUCGCGAAACAGGUCCAUAAUCUGUCGCCUAUUAUUAUUAAUCAUAGAUGUUAUCAUUACAUUUGGUCGAUGGUUAAGUUGUGCGUUUCCAGCAGUGUUCUUAAUCUCAGCUCCAGCAACUUCUUUCAUCAAAUCCAUAUUAAAUUUUUACACCAAUUCUGCAGAACGAAAACUAUAUAAAGAGUGUAUUUUAUUGCUGGUUAAACUCUUUCUCGCCAUUUUGUUUACAAUUUUUGUCGGAACCCUUUGUUUACAGUUGGUGAUCAUUGUAAUUAUCAUGAUGCAAAUAAUCGUCCUGACAACUAUAGGUAUAGUUACUAACUACGGCGAGAAUGAAGUAAUCGUGUUACAGGUUAUUACAGCAUUAUUAUUUGGUAUGUACGUUAUUGACGGUUUUCAGAAAUAUUACGAUUGUUACGCAAACGUUUGGCGCACCAUAGUUGAUGCCGGAGAGUCAUGGCAAGCCGGUCAUGAUGGUGAAGAUUUUAAUGAGGUUAACCGCGAUCCGAAUUUGCAAAGAAACACUUUACUUAGGAUGAGAACAGAUAUCCCGUUGCAAAAUCCACUAGUCAUCUACACAGAAUUGAUUCCUAAUUUACCGGAAGACCUUUUAUUUCACGUUGUCAACAACUGUAAAAAGAGGAGCGUUCAGGUGGCGAAGAUUGUGUCGUGGAAUGUGGUUGUAGGCUUAUUCUUUGCAGUAGCACUCUAUACAAUCAUCUCGACUCACGAGUAUAAUGAAUUCACACAGGUAACAAAGUCAAUGCUAACUUUGGCACUGGGAGCCUUUCCAAAGUUGAUAUCAAUUGCUUUCACAACACAAGAAUAUGCCACAAGACAAGAAGCAAAACAGCGCCGUAUUUGGUAUGUUGUAUUUGAGUACGCAGAACGUAAUGAAUACAAUAGAGUCGCCAUGAAGCCUCUGUGGACUAAUGGUUAUGACACUCGCCUUGACAGCGAGAGGUCGCAGGUCGAAUCCCGUGAAAGGCAUUUAAUUUCACAACUACACGAUGUGGUGUCAUGUCCGCUAUUCGAACUCUGUAUUUACCUUUCUUUGAAUAUUGAUAUAUAAUUUAACAGUGUUUGACGGCUAUCUGGAUUUAUAUUAUAUACUAUAUGCUGUAUAUAAUUUAACAAAUAAACCGCUGCAUCAGUGACAAUAUAGUUGUUGCAGUUGCUUUCUAAUAAAAAUUAUUUCGACACAAACGGUUUCAUGUAUUGCCCUCCAAACGGCUGUUUCAGACCUAAUUCCUUAUCAAACAAAUCGCAAUUUGAUAAUAGGCCUAAAAUCUUUAUUUCAAACGUUUUACAGAGAAAUUUAAUAAUUUAUUUUGCAAUGCAGCGUCCGCCCACAUUACAUUUAAAUUAGCAGUUUCUUCUGGAUAGUUCGCUGUAAUUAAAUAAUAUUCACAUAAAUAGAGCAAUUAUUAAAAGAACUAGAUUAAAAUAAUUAGUGUACAUUUUUUUGGGGGGGGGGGUGGAGGGUUGAAUCUUUAACGUAAUUUGAAGUACUGGUAUCUAAUGAUCUCAAAUGGCACACAUUAUUUGAUGUUGUUGUUGAUUAAGGUAAGACGUUGCACUUGAAAUGUCAAAUGUUUGAAGAAAAAGAAAAAAAAAUCUGAAGACCAUGCAGGGAGAGAAAAUACUUUUUGUGUGUUUGUGGUUUUUUUUUUUUAACUUCCUGACGGUGGUGGGAGAGGCAGAAGAUUAUUCUCGGAAAUUAUUUUUUGUAUUAUAAGCUAAUUAAUUUUGAAUUGAUCAAACUGUUUGAAUUUGCCAUAGGGUAUUAUUAAAACGCUCCCUAAAGAGCGAGAAAACCUUGAGAGAAUGCUUUAAUAUGCAAAAUGAUAAUAUGGAAAUACUAGGCAUAGUAGGUUAACGCCAACCCUCCAGGCAGUAAAAGAAAAGUUAAUAAUAAAUUUGUUUUUAAAUACCGUAUUUAUUCGAAUAAACGCCCUGCUUUGAAUAAAUGUGCAUCCCCACCCCAUAAAUGCCCCGAGAAGUGAAUUUUUUCCUCGAAUAUCGCCCCUAGAUGACUAAACAAAUCUAAUGGAAUCAACAUCAUUAUCAACACAUUCUAUUAAUGUUCUACUCCAGUAGAAUUACAUUUUUUUCUAAACUUGAUUGGGAUCAAUAAUCUUUAUGAUCACACAAUAACACAUUGCAACUGAAUUGUGUUGUUCAACAUUUACAGUGAAAUUAAACCUGAAUCGGAUUAUUUUUAAUUGAAAUUUUUCAAAUUUGAAGCGUAUUGUACACGAAGUAGUUAGUUUAAUUGGUAAACAAUGUUAUGUCUAAAUAUCUAUAUAGACUUUGAAGUUAAUCUUUAAGACUUUUGAUAAUUAUUGUGUAAUGUUCUGCUAUUUUAAAAUUUAUGUUCUUAUAUAUUUAUGUUCAUCUUGUUAUUGGUGUUUACAGUGUUGGAUUUUUGAAAUACAAAUACAAAUACGAUUAACAAAAUAAUAUCCAUACAAAAUAUAAUUGACACUGUGGUGUGCUCUUAUAGUUUUAUGGUUUUUGUUUCUAAGACAAUGUCGUUUUCUUUUACGAUUUAGCCAAAUACUUAUUUUGAAUAGAGUUGACAAACGUAAUUCAUAAUUUUAAUGUAGGCCUACACACAAUACUUAUUAUUAUCAUCAAUAAACAAUGUAAAGGCCUACUACACUGUUAACCAUAAUUGGCUAUUAUGUACAUCACAUUUGGCUGACAAAUGUUAAGUAAUUAUAGUUUUGUUCAACAUAAUAUAAUAUAUUUUAUAGAGUGUAGUAUACUUGCAACUCGUUAGGUGUUAAAUUACACUUAACUGAAGGCUGUAGAAUUAGAUUACUGUAAAUAAUAUAAUUAUUGUAAUGUAGAUAGUGUGGACACUUUUAUGAACAUUAUGCUGUUAUUGUAAUAGAGUCAUAUAUAGGCCUACUCAUCUUCUCCGGAAUUUAAAAAAGAAAUCAAUAGAUAAAUUGAUUGACUGUUUGAUUGAUUGAUUGAUCAACAUGUUUGAUUGUAGUUUGUAGUCUUAUUGUGCUUAAAACUCAUUAAACACGGCAUACUUUAUUCAUUUAAGAUUAUGUUACAUUGUCGAUUUUUUUUUACUAUACCAGGUUCCAAAUUGGCUUACUAUACACUGUUAUAUGACAAAUAUCUGCAUUAAUAGCGCCCUCAUUCUGUA